AUCAGAGCAUCUAUGAAAAGUGGGGCACAUUCGCACACACUAGUGAACAGAGUGAACUUUUUAUGCAUUUUCAGACUGAAAGUUCAGAUUAGGUGUCCCGAGGAGCCAGAAUCCGCCUAAAACCUGCAGGCGCUCAGUGACGUCUACCCUCAGUUUUGAUCCCUGACGGAGGAGCUCCAGCUUCACAGACUCCUGAACCUCCAAGAUGAGCUUAGUUGGGAAGGUUGCAGUGGUGACAGGAGCAGCCAAAGGGAUCGGGAAGGCGAUAGCGGAGACCUUUCUGCAGAAUGGCGCAAAGGUAGUCCUGCUGGAUGUGGAUGAGAGCACAGGGGAGAAUUUGAAGAAGGUCCUUGAUCAGAAGUUUGGAGAGGAGAAAACCUUGUUCAUCAGAUGUAAUGUUGAGUCAGAGGAGGAAAUCAAAGCCGCCUUUGAGAGAACAGUGACGACCUUUGGAAGCAUCGACAUUCUGUGCAACAAUGCCGGUAUCUUGAGUGAGGACCAGUGGGAAAGAACUGUGUCUGUCAACCUGGGCGGUGUCAUCCGGAUGACUUAUGCUGCUCUGGAGAAGAUGAACCAACAGUCUGGAGGACGGGGAGGGGUUGUGGUCAACACAGCCUCAGUGGGGGGCCUCGGCCCUCUACCCGGUUGUCCUGUCUAUUCCGCAACUAAGCACGGUGUGAUCGGCUUCACUCGAGCUAUGGCAGCUGCUUCCACCGCCUCCAAUUAUGGGAUACGCUUCAACGCCAUUUGCCCCGGUGCUGUCCAAACCGACCUCUUCUCCUCCGUUACAAACUGUUUGGGGCCCUUUUCUCACCUGGCUCAUUUAUUUGAUAAAUUUGCAGAAGGCGGGGUGCUACAGCCGUCAGAUGUGGCCCGUUGUGUUCUGGAGCUGGUGACGGAUGAGAUGAAGAAUGGAGAAGUCCUGGUGGUGGACCACAGAGGGAAGAAAUAUAUGACUUUUCCCACUGUUCUCUAGCUGCUCCUGCCAAAGAGAAACUGCCAUCGUGACUCUAUUAAAGAGUUUUUCAAGGGAUAAAUCCUCAAAAAAUCCCUGUGAUCUUUUAUUCAUUUCAAAUGUUUUCUAAUCUGUUUUUUUUAAUCACAUCUAAAAGCAAAGUCUCCGUUUGUUCAGUAAAGAAGUCUUUGCUGUUUGAAUAAAGGUAGAAUUUUUUCAUUGGAUGUAUCUGAUCAAUAAAAGUUGUCACAGAAGUAAAAAA
This is a messenger RNA of Oryzias melastigma (Indian medaka), 1217 nucleotides long. Its product is annotated as 15-hydroxyprostaglandin dehydrogenase [NAD(+)]. NCBI's taxonomy places the organism in Eukaryota, Metazoa, Chordata, Actinopteri, Beloniformes, Adrianichthyidae. The coding region runs from base 206 to 976 and encodes 256 amino acids. Gene Ontology annotation, cellular component: cytoplasm. The transcript is spliced from 8 exons. The record is from RefSeq and is a predicted model, not a curated record. Gene Ontology annotation, molecular function: oxidoreductase activity, acting on the CH-OH group of donors, NAD or NADP as acceptor.